Messenger RNA from Euleptes europaea (tarantolino), 4930 nucleotides. It is a transcript of the gene ARID4B, whose product is annotated as AT-rich interaction domain 4B. NCBI's taxonomy places the organism in Eukaryota, Metazoa, Chordata, Lepidosauria, Squamata, Sphaerodactylidae. Gene Ontology annotation, cellular component: nucleus. The record is from RefSeq and is a predicted model, not a curated record. Gene Ontology annotation, molecular function: transcription cis-regulatory region binding. The transcript has 23 exons. The coding region runs from base 1 to 3897 and encodes 1298 amino acids. Gene Ontology annotation, biological process: regulation of transcription by RNA polymerase II.
AUGAAGGCCAUUGAUGAGCCUCCUUACUUGACAGUGGGCACUGAUGUGAGUGCUAAAUAUCGAGGGGCCUUCUGUGAGGCCAAAAUUAAAACUGCAAAAAGACUAGUCAAAGUCAAGGUAACAUUUAGGCAUGAUUCAUCAACUGUGGAAGUUCAGGAUGAUCAUAUAAAAGGCCCCUUAAAGGUGGGAACUGUGGUGGAGGCGAAGAAUCCAGAUGGGAUUUACCAGGAGGCUGUCAUCAACAAAUUAACUGAUGCUAGUUGGUAUACUGUAGUAUUUGAUGAUGGAGAUGAGAAGACUCUUAGACGCUCUUCACUUUGCCUGAAAGGAGAGAGACACUUUGCUGAAAGUGAAACACUAGAUCAACUCCCACUUACCAACCCUGAACAUUUUGGGACUCCUGUCAUAGGAAAGAAAACAAACAGAGGAAGGAGGUCUAAUCACAUCCCAGAAGAAGAAUCUUCAUCAUCCUCAAGUGAAGAUGAUGAAGACGACAGGAAACAAACUGAUGAACUGUUAGGAAAAGUUGUAUGUGUAGACUGUGUUAAUGUGGAUAAAAAGAAAAACCUCUGGUUUCCAGCUUUGGUGGUUUGUCCUGACUGUAGUGAUGACAUUGCAGUGAAAAAGGAUAACAUUCUUGUCCGUUCUUUCAAGGAUGGCAAAUUUUCUUCGGUACCAAGAAAAGACGUCCGGGAAAUUAGUGACACUUCACCAAAGCCAGAUGCUACAUUAAAGCAAGCUUUUGAUCAGGCCUUAGAGUUCCGUAAAAACAGAACUGUUCCCAUUAACUGGAAGACUGAGUUGAAAGAAGAAACCUCCAGUAGUGAAGCAGAAGAAGAAGAGGAAGAUGAAAAAGAAAAAGAAGAUAAUAGCAGUGAGGAAGAGGCAAAAAUAGAACCCUUUCCUGAAGAAAGAGAGAACUUUCUACAGCAGUUAUAUAGGUUCAUGGAAGACAGAGGGACUCCUAUUAAUAAACGACCUGUACUCGGAUACAGAAACUUGAACCUGUUCAAAUUAUUCAGACUUGUACAUAAGCUUGGGGGAUUUGAUAAUAUCGAAAGUGGAGCAGUCUGGAAGCAGGUGUAUCAGGAUCUUGGGAUCCCUGUCUUGAACUCAGCUGCUGGAUACAAUGUUAAAUGUGCUUACAAAAAAUAUCUUUAUGGCUUUGAAGAUUAUUGCACAUCAGCAAAUAUUGAAUUUAAAAUGGCAUUGCCAGAGAAAGUAGCAAGCAAGUCUUGUAAAGAUUAUGAAAAAGAUGUGAAAAAGCAUGAAGAGACUGAACAAAAAGUAAAAGAAAUAAAGGUGGAUAUUGAAGAAAGAGAUAAUGAAACAGCAAUUAUGAAGCAACAAGUCAAAUCAACCGAGAAUGAUUAUGAAAGAAAAGAUAAUGAUAACUCUUCCUCUUUGGAAAACAAAAACUGUUUUCAGGAAUCUCACUCUGACCAUGAAAAUGAAUUAAGAAUAAUUAAAAGAGAAGAUGAAGCUAACAUGGAAUGUAAAGAGGACGAGAAGAAUAAAGACUUGGAAAAUCAAAACACCAGUCUAGAAGAUGAAGAGAAAGAGAAAUCAAACCAUGGCCCCAUUAAGGAGGAAGAUGAAGAGGAAGAAGAAGAAGUAGAAGAGGAGGAGGAAGAAGAGGAAGAUGACCACAAUGACAACAAUGAGGAAGAAGAGUUUGAAUGUUAUCCACCAGGCAUGAAAGUCCAAGUGCGGUAUGGACGAGGGAAAAAUCUAAAAAUGUACGAAGCUAGUAUUAAAGAUUCUGAUAUUGAAGGUGGAGAAGUCCUUUACUUGGUGCACUACUGCGGAUGGAAUGUGAGGUAUGACGAAUGGAUAAAAGCAGAAAAGAUAGUGAGACCAGCUGACAAAAAUGUUCCAAAAAUAAAACAUCGAAAGAAAAUAAAGAAUAAAGGCGACAAAGAGAAAGAUGAGAAAUAUUCUCCUAAAACGUUUAAACUGCGCCGCUCAUCAAAGCCACCUUUUCAUGCCAGUAUAUCACCUGAGAUGGUAUCCAAACCAGACAGCACUGAAGCCAAAACCUCUGAAUCAACUCCAAAUAAAUCUUUAGAGAUUGCUUCCAUCUUUAACGGACUGCAAGCUUCUGAAAGCUCUGAUGAAAGUGAGCAGGAUGAUGACCAAAGUGUUCCAAGUGUACAUAAUAACGGUAAGGAGGAACCUCAAGAUGAGGAUGAGAGCAAAGAAAAUAAUGAACUCUGUCCAAAAGAGCAGAACAGCUCAUCCUUUCCAGAAGAGACGAAGACCCUUGCAAAUGCCACAGCAUCUAAACCAAUAUCCAAAUCUCCAGAAAAAUUGCUGAAAGAACUGGCAGAGCAAUCCGAUGAUACUGAUUAUGAUGGGGAAAACGAAACCACCAAGAAGAGGAAAGAGGUAAAAAAAGAAGCAGUGGAUAAAACAAAGCCACAAAUAAAACGUGGUAAACGGAGGAUCUGUGUCACAGAGGAAUGUUUAAAAACUGGGUCACCUAAUAGUAAGGACGACAAGUCAAAUGGCAAAGACAUGCUUAGUUUGGAGAACAGUAGCAACAGCUCCUCAGAUGAAGAUGAGGGGAAAAAAUUAAAAAUCACUCCAACGAAGAAGUACAAUGGGUUAGAGGAGAAGAGAAAAUCCUUACGGACAAAUGCUUUUUAUUCAGGUUUCUCUGAGGUGGCAGAAAAGAGAGUAAAACUCCUAACUAACUCUGACGAACGGUUGCAGCAUACUAGAGCUAAAGACAGGAAAGAUGUGUGGUCAAGUAUUCAGGGGCAAUGGCCUAAAAAAACUCUCAAGGAACUUUUUUCAGACUCCGACACUGAGGCAGCAGCUUCCCCACCACAUGCUUCUCCAGAGGAUGCCGUACCAGAGGAACAUCUGCAAACACUGGUAGAAGAGGAGACCGCUCUGUCCAGCUCUAAAGUUGAAAGGCCUUUGCCACUCAGCACAGAUACCAAAUCGGUUGAGGAGAAAACAAUUGAAAUGAACGACAAGAAAGUUGAAUUCCCAAGUAGUGGCAGUAACUCAGUGCUAAACACCCCUCCGACCACACCUGAAUCUCCACCAUCUGUAACUGCAGCCGAGUCAAGCAGACAUCAGUCCAGUGUAUCUGUCUCUGAUGCCUUGCCACCGAAUCAAGAAGAGGUACGAAGUAUCAAGAGCGAAACGGAUAGCACAAUCGAGGUGGACAGUGUUGUUGGAGAACUGCAGGAUCUUCAGUCAGAAGGAAAUAUAUCUCCUACAGGCUUUGAUGCCAGCGUUAGCUCCAGCAGCAGCAAUCAACCAGAACACACUGAAAAAGCUUGUACAGGCCAGAAAAGGCUUAAAGAUGUCCAGGGAGGUGGGUCCUCAAAAAAGCAGAAAAGAAGUCACAAAACUCCAGUCAUGAACAACAAAAAGAAGAGCAAAAGUGCAAACAGCAGCGAUAGUGAAGAACUUUCUGCUGGGGAAAGUAUUGCCAAAUCUCAGCCAACAAAAUCAGUUUCUUCAGGAAUGAAGUCUCAGCAAUCCAAAUCUCCAGCAAGAACACAGCCUUCUGCAAAAUGUGGGAAAAAUGGGGAGAAGGAGUCAGACCUUAAAGAGCAGAAUAAUCGUUUGCCAAAACUUUACAAAUGGAGUUUCCAAAUGUCUGACUUGGAAAACAUGACCAGUGCUGAGCGUAUAACAAUCCUUCAAGAAAAGUUACAAGAAAUCAGGAAACAUUACUUGUCUUUAAAAUCUGAAGUAGCUUCCAUUGACCGAAGAAGAAAGCGGUUGAAGAAAAAAGAGCGGGAAAGUGCUGCUACCAUAUCGUCAUCCUCUUCCUCACCUUCCUCCAGUUCCAUUACAGCAGCCGUUAUGUUAAGUUUAGCAGAUCCACCCAUGUCCAGUUCAUCACAAAACGGAAUGUCAGUCGAGUGCAGGUGACAGCAAGACUUGCCCAAGCACUUUGCACUUAAUGGCUGCUGAGAGCCACUUUUUAUACUGCACAGUGGCACAAACUUCAGACAAGCACUAUUUUGUAUUUAAAAAAAUUUCUUGACAAGCUAACUUUGCACUUAAGUGCACUUUUUAAGAAGAAAAAAAGUACAACAAACUGCUUUUCCUCAAGCAAUAAUUGUUUCCAACUUGUCUGGGAAUUGUAUGUUGAGUGAGUUGGAGGCCUUCCAUUGUGGCAAAGGGGGGCUGUUCCCUGCCUGUAGAAUAAAAACACAGAAAGCAUACAGUUGUUGGAUAGGCCUAAUUGGUGUAUUAAAAAUGACUUACUGUUCACAUAGUCCCUGGUAUUUUGUUGAAUCUGGAGCAUUUGAUAUUUUUCCAUUAUUUAGGAAAAAUGAACCUAUUUUCAUUUUUACAACUAAUUGUUUUUUAACCAAGUUACCUUACCGUGGCUAUAGCUGUACGAGUCAAGCACACGCAAUUUAAUUCCAAACCUGCCGUUAAUAGGAUUUUUUUCAUCAGACCUGAUAACCAAAUAUAAGGAUUCUGUUUAAAAAGCUGACUAAUGUUUACAGGUUUGAAUUAGGCUAAUAGGUUACUGUGGGUUUUAAAUAACCCACACAUUGGAAUGAAACUACUGUACUUUGCCAUUUUUCUAUGAAUCAGUAUUUUUUUUAAUUUUGAUAAAAAUGCAUUGUGAAAAGUGAAGAAAAUGGCUAACAAACUGUAUUAAAAUCUUAAUGUAAAAAGAUUGUAUCUAGCCAGUUUAAAGUGUAUAUUUAUUCAUAAUGAAUUAUAACACUUAUAUUUUUGUGUUUUUCUUGUAAGUUUCUUUUCUGUUAAAGCAAAAAAUGUUUCAUUUGUAAUGCUUAUUUUAUUAUGAGCUACAACCGAGAGGUCUUCAAGGAGUAAACUGCAUUAAUAUAAUUCAUGGUUGCUGAGAACAUUGCCACAAAGGGAUAGUUGUUUAUAAUAUAAAUAGCUAACUGAGUGGUAGAUAUGACUAGGUUUUUUUGUUUUU